AUGGCGCGCUCCGGAGCAUGGGACGACUCCGAAGUUCAUGACGACCACAUGGACAUUCUCCGCCAGACGCGGCGGCUGCCCGGCAAGGAAUACGUGAAGAGCCCCCUCCUCCAGUCGGCCGCCUGCGCCACGGGGCCGGAGCGUCAAUUCCUCCCCGACCGAGAGGAGAGCGACGUGGAUGAUCCCGACUUGGGGGCGGUGGCCUUGGAGGACGACGCCGAGGGGGGAGGCGGCAAAACAGGCGGCUCAAGGCUCGGAGCCGGCCUCGAGGACUGGCCCGACGAUGAUGCGGGGGAAGUCGCCCCGCGCCACCAGCCGCGCCGGAUGCCCAAGGUGGCGGAAGCAGAGAAGGCGGAGGCCGCCGCCCUAAAGAAACUGGCGGAGGCCGAGGCAGCCGACGUGGCGAAGAAGCAGGCCGAGGACGCUGCGCGCCGCCAGUCGGCGGUGUUCGUCAGUCCCCUGAACUCCGCGCCGCCGCCACCGGAGUUCAUGGCGCAGACUGGGGAAGCCGGUGGUGAGCACCCCGUCAUGGAGAGGGACAGCGGCGACGUCGCCAUGCCGGAUGUAAUCGUGCCUCCACCGCCACCGUCCGGGAACGUGCAAGGCAAGCAGCCGGCGGACCCGCCGGUGCCGCCAGCCGGAAACGAGGUGGUGACAGGCCCGACUCCUGAGGUCCGCACACCAACGCGCCGCUGGCUUGCAAAGGCGGCUUCGGUGCCACGCCCGCUGGAGACCGGUGCCGCAAGCUCCUCGAUCCCGGACACCGAGGCGACCAGCGCCGCGCCCACUGGGUGGGUGCGGGGAGGCGGGACGGGCCCUCUGAACAAGGCGAUCCUGGACGUUCAAGCCAAACUCCGCGCCGAGGCCGACGCUAUCAAGCACUGCAACCAGGCGUUCCUGGAAUCGCGAGAGGCCAUCCAGCAGCUGGGCGAAGCCAACACCGCGCUGCGCGCUAAGGAGGAGGAGUGCGGCAAGCUGGCUGAAGAGCGUGACCGGCUGGUCGCGCAACUAGCGGAGCAGGCAAAGCUUCUCAAGAAGGCCCAGAAGGAGGCAGAGGACAAGGAGACCAGCCUCCUUGCUGAGUUCGCGACCGAACGCUCCGCCUGGACCGACAAGGAGGCGAUGCUGUCUUCCGGCUUUCACGAGAUUGAAGACAUAGUUGAUGAUACGUUGGAGACGUAUCACGCGGCGCGCUUCCAGCAUCUCGGCGUCGGCGUCUUCUGGAAUGGGCGCCGUCAGGUCUUGCAGCGCCGCAUCGAGCGGGUCAUGAGCACCUCCGUCGGAGUGCUCGCUGUGGCCGAUGACAAGCACCUCCGUGACGGUGCUUCCGCCGCUCUCUGCGCGAGGAAGCGGCUCGUCGUAGACCACCACCGCCUCCUCCGCCGCCUCUUCGGCUACAUGUCCUCCACGUCGGAGAGCGGCACUACCUCAGAUGACAACGACCCUCCCGCUGCCGACGCUUACACGGAGGAGAUGGACCGCCACACUGCCGACCUCAAGGGCAAGGGCCAAGCCAAGCGGUGA
Molecule: messenger RNA, 1524 nt
Organism: Aegilops tauschii subsp. strangulata
Lineage: Eukaryota; Viridiplantae; Streptophyta; Magnoliopsida; Poales; Poaceae
Source: RefSeq, a predicted model, not a curated record